Spodoptera litura is the source of this 814-nucleotide messenger RNA. RefSeq names its product tuftelin-interacting protein 11-like. Gene Ontology annotation, biological process: spliceosomal complex disassembly. The record is from RefSeq and is a predicted model, not a curated record. Lineage: Eukaryota; Metazoa; Arthropoda; Insecta; Lepidoptera; Noctuidae. Gene Ontology annotation, cellular component: U2-type post-mRNA release spliceosomal complex.
CAAAAAGCCAAAAAGGAAGAAGAGCUCCGUCGGCAGAAGGAGAAAGAAGAUGAAAAAGGUCCAAAGGAGAAGAAUUACAACUGGAAGAAGUCGCAUAAGGGACGCUACUUCUACCGGGACGCGGCAGAUGUUAUACAAGAGGGUAAACCUUCGAUGCAUACUGUUACCAGCAACGAGUUGUCCCGCGUGCCCGUGAUCGACAUGACGGGCAAGGAGAAGCGAGUGCUGAGCGGGUACCACGCGCUGCGCGCCGCCGCGCCGCGCUUCGAGCACGAGCCGCGCCGCCACUGUCAGCACUUCGCCGCGCCACAACUCGCGCACAACCUCAUGCUCGUCGUGGACUGCUGCGAACAGGACAUAAUUCAAAACGCUCGCGAGCUACAAGCGGCAGAAGACGAGAUAGUAGUUCUGGAGAGAGACCUGGAGGACUGCAAUACUAAGCUCCAGGAACAGGACAAAGUCAUCAACAAGGUGCAAGGGAUACUGCAACGAGUCGAGAUGCUGAACCAACCUGAUGUGUCGUUAGAGAGGGCUCAUGAUGUAUUGGCUGACUUGAAGGAAACAUACCCAGUAGAAUACGACAUGUUUGGGCUGGGUACUAUAGCGGGUAACAUAGUGAGUCCACUGCUGAGUUCCCUGCUGGCCCCCUGGGAGCCGCUGCAGGCGCCGGACGAGCACAUACCGACCUUCCUGAAGUGGAGGAAGUUACUCACCGAGGAGGCCUACAACAGUUUGCUCUGGCAACACUUUGUGCCGCAACUUACUACUGCUGCCGAGUGAGUUUAUAUUUACAUUUUCUGAAUGUAUAUUUAAU